GCAUUUGUAUGGCAAUGUGACGAACGGUCAUCGCUCGCAAAGAGCGCAAUUUUUUUUUUCAGUGCAAAUAGGAAUAGCGAGCAAAAUAACAAAAAAAAGAAAAAAGAAACGAAUCAAAAAAAAAAGAGGGCCAAGCAGCUAAAAGCGCUUAUUUUGGUGUGUCGGCGUGUGCCCGAAUGAUAACAGUUUUAUGUAGUUAGAUCCCACAAUGAGUGUGCUGCCGUUUGUACGCGGUGUGGAUUUUACCAAAAAUGAUUUUAGCAAAACAUUCCCCAGCAGUAUGCGGCAAAUGUCGCGGGUGCAGUGGCUCAAUCUGGAUCGCACCCAGCUGGCGGAGAUACCCGAAGAGCUGGGCCACCUGCAAAAGCUGGAGCAUCUAUCCCUGAACCACAAUCGACUGGAGAAGAUCUUUGGUGAGCUGACAGAGCUAACAUGCCUGCGUUCCUUGGAUCUGCGGCACAAUCAGUUGAAGAACAGCGGUAUACCGCCGGAACUGUUCCAUCUGGAGGAGCUGACCACUUUGGACCUGUCGCACAACAAGCUGAAGGAGGUGCCGGAGGGCUUGGAGAAGGCCAAGAAUCUGAUCGUCCUCAAUCUCAGCCAUAAUGUCAUCGAGAGUAUACCCACGCCGCUUUUCAUUCACCUCACGGAUCUGAUAUUUCUGGAUCUGUCGCACAAUCGCCUGGAGACACUGCCGCCCCAGACCAGGAGGCUGAUCAAUCUGAAGACUCUGGAUCUGUCGCACAAUCCCCUGGAGCUGUUCCAGCUCCGACAGCUGCCGUCACUGCAAAGCCUCGAGGUUCUCAACAUGAGCGGCACACAGAGAACGCUCCUGAAUUUCCCCACCAGCCUCGACACGUUGGCCAAUCUGGUCGAGCUGGAUCUGUCGCACAAUUCCCUGCCCAAGCUGCCGGAUGUCGUCUACAAUGUGGUGACCCUGGUGCGUCUGAAUCUGAGUGAUAAUGCCAUCAACGAGCUGAGCGCCAGCGUGGAGCAGUGGCAGCGCCUGGAAUCGUUGAAUCUCUCCCGGAAUCAGCUAACGACCCUGCCCGCCGCCCUCUGCAAGUUGCCAAAGCUCCGUCGAUUGCUCGUCAACGACAACAAGCUGAACUUUGACGGCAUACCGUCAGGGAUUGGGAAACUGGGUGCUCUGGAGGUCUUUUCGGCGGCGAACAAUCUCCUAGAAAUGGUGCCCGAGGGCCUGUGCCGAUGUGGUGCUCUCAAGCAGCUAAACCUGAGCUUCAACCGACUGAUCACGCUGCCCGAUGCCAUACACCUGCUGGAGGGACUCGAUCAGCUUGACUUGCGCAACAAUCCCGACCUUAUAAUGCCGCCCAAGCCGAGCGAAUCGAGCAAGGCCACCAGCCUGGAGUUCUACAACAUCGAUUUCAGCCUGCAGACCCAGUUGAGGUUAGCCGGCGCCGCCGUUCCCGCCUCCAUUCCCGCUGCCGUCACGCCCAAGGACUCCACGGCCCGUAAGAUACGAUUACGUCGCGGUCUCCGGCCCGAGGGCGGUGACCAGGACGCUGCCAAGGUGCUUAAGGGCAUGAAGGACGUGGCCAAGGACAAGGAGAACGAACUGGCCGAUGAGACCGGCAAGCCGGAGUCUCUGAAGCCGAAACGCUGGGACGAAUCGCUGGAGAAGCCCCAGCUGGACUACUCCAAGUUCUUUGAGAAGGAGGACGGCCAGCAGCCGGGUCUGACGAUUUGGGAGAUCGAGAACUUUCUGCCCAACAAGAUCGAGGAGGUGGUGCACGGCAAGUUCUACGAGGGCGACUGCUACAUCGUGCUGAAGACCAAGUUCGACGACCUUGGGACCCUCACCUGGGAGAUCUACUUCUGGAUCGGCAACGAGGCCACGCUGGACAAGCGGGCCUGUGCGGCGAUCCAUGCUGUGAACCUGAGGAACUAUCUGGGCGCCCGGUGUCGCACCAUUCGCGAGGAGCAGGGCGACGAAUCCGAGGAGUUCCUGGCCCUCUUCGACACGGAGGUCAUCUACAUCGAGGGCGGACGCACUGCCACCGGUUUCUACACGAUCGAGGAGAUGAUUCACAUAACCCGCUUGUAUCUGGUGCAUGCCUACGGGGCCACUGUCCACCUGGAACCGGUUACCUUGUCGCCCAGCUCCCUGGAUCCCCGGCAUGCUCUCGUCCUGGACAUGGGCACCACCAUCUACAUUUGGCUGGGGAAGAAGUCGAAGAACACCCUCAACUCCAAGGCCCGCCUGAUGGCGGAGAAGAUCAGUAAGAUGGAGCGGAAGAACAAGUGCGAAAUCGUGGUGGAACGGCAGGGCGAGGAGAGUCCCGAGUUCUGGCAGGGCUUCGACCUGACGCCCGAGGAGGUGGCGGAGCUGGAGGAGCCCAAGGAGCAUUGGCCCGACGACUACCAGCCGGUGCAGCCGCGCCUCUACCAGGUUCAGCUGGGAAUGGGCUACUUGGAACUGCCGCAGGUGGAGCUGCCCGACCAGAAGCUCUGCCACACCCUGCUGAACAGCAAGCACGUCUACAUCCUGGACUGCUGCACGGACCUGUUCGUGUGGUUCGGCAAGAAAUCCACGAGAUUGGUGCGCGCCGCUGCCGUGAAGCUGAGCCGGGAGCUGUUCAACAUGAUGGAGCGACCGGAGUGUGCUCUGGUGAUGCGCGUUCCGGAGGGCAACGAGAUGCAGAUCUUCCGCACAAAGUUCGCCGGCUGGGACGAGGUGAUGGCCGUGGACUUUACGCGAACGGCCAAGUCGGUGGCCAAGACGGGCGCCAAUCUCACCCAGUGGGCCAAGAAGCAGGAGACCCGCACAGAUCUGGCCGCCCUCUUCAUGCCCCGCCAGGCGGCCAUGCCCCUCGCGGAGGCCGAGCAGCUGGAAGAGGAGUGGAACUACGAUCUGGAGAACAUGGAUCCGUUUGUGCUCGAGAACAAGAAAUUUGUUCGCCUGCCGGCCGAGGAGUUGGGCCAUUUCUACACCGGCGAGUGCUAUGUGUUCCUGUGCCGCUACUGCAUACCCGUGGAGGAGCCGGAGAACGGUGCCGAGGAGGGGCAGGACGACAGCAAGGCGUCCAACAACCAGCCCGAGGAUGAGAUUCAGUGCGUCGUCUAUUUCUGGCAGGGACGCAAUGCCGGCAAUAUGGGUUGGCUCACCUUCACCUUUACGCUGCAGAAAAAGUUUAAGGCCAUGUUCGGCGAGGAGCUGGAGGUGGUUCGGAUCUUCCAGCAGCAGGAGAACCUCAAGUUCAUGUCCCAUUUCAAGCGCAAGUUCAUCAUACACACCGGCAAGCGGAAGGACAAGGCUCUGACCGCGGAUGGGAAGGCGCCGGUGGAGUUCUUCCAUUUGCGUUCGAACGGUGGAGCACUCACCACACGCCUCAUCCAGAUUAAUCCGGAUGCAGUGCAUCUUAACUCGGCCUUUUGCUAUAUACUCCAUGUGCCAUUUGAAACGGAGGACGAUUCACAGUCAGGGAUAGUGUACGUCUGGAUUGGCAACAAAUCCUGCAACGAGGAGGCCAAGCUGAUCCAGGAAAUAGCCGAGGAUAUGUUCAACUCACCCUGGGUGAGCCUGCAGAUACUCAACGAAGGCGACGAACCCGAAAACUUCUUCUGGGUGGCUCUUGGAGGACGGAAACCAUACGAUACAGACGCCGAGUACAUGGAGUAUACACGUCUGUUCCGAUGCUCCAACGAGCGAGGAUACUAUACGGUGGCCGAGAAGUGCGCCGAUUUUUGUCAGGAUGAUCUCGCCGAUGACGACAUCAUGAUCCUGGACAAUGGCGAGCACGUCUUCCUCUGGAUGGGACCACGCUGCAGCGAGGUGGAGGUGAAGCUGGCCUACAAGUCCGCCCAGGUGUACAUCCAGCAUAUGCGGAUCAAGCAACCGGAACGGCCGCGCAAACUCUUCCUGACGAUGAAGAACAAGGAGUCGCGUCGAUUCACCAAAUGCUUCCACGGCUGGAGCGCCUUCAAGGUGUAUUUAUAAUUUUAAGUGUAGAGCGGAAAAGCGGAGAGCCAUUUAAUUCUAAAAUCACUAGAGUUUUCAAAGGGAUUCUUCUUUAUAAUUCAAGCAUCUUAAACGAUUAAGUUGCUUCUUUUUUUAGAAUUUUUUAAUGAUUUUUUUUUAACGAAUUCUCUCUUUUUUUUUGGGAAAUAUUGUGCAUGUGUAG
Messenger RNA from Drosophila bipectinata, 4145 nucleotides. RefSeq names its product FLII actin remodeling protein (gene fliI). Lineage: Eukaryota; Metazoa; Arthropoda; Insecta; Diptera; Drosophilidae. The record is from RefSeq and is a predicted model, not a curated record. Gene Ontology annotation, molecular function: phosphatidylinositol-4,5-bisphosphate binding; actin filament binding. Gene Ontology annotation, biological process: myofibril assembly; actin filament severing; barbed-end actin filament capping. Gene Ontology annotation, cellular component: actin cytoskeleton; cytoplasm; nucleus.